Pistacia vera is the source of this 1168-nucleotide messenger RNA. RefSeq lists its product as uncharacterized. Bases 83 to 901 code for a protein of 272 amino acids. NCBI's taxonomy places the organism in Eukaryota, Viridiplantae, Streptophyta, Magnoliopsida, Sapindales, Anacardiaceae. The transcript is spliced from 2 exons. The record is from RefSeq and is a predicted model, not a curated record.
UAUUCAUUCACUUCUUCUCUAAACCAAGCUUGACCGCCGGCGACGGCGAAACGAGUUUGUUCUUUCAAUCUCAACCUGCAAGAUGCAUAGCAAGCGUCAAAGUAAAGGAAGUAUUGAUUUUGACUUCUGGGGUGCAGGUAAAAGUUCAUGUUCUGAGCAUAAUAGAAAUGAGUUUCACUUCGAAGAACAGGUUGGUGAUGGAAUUGGCGCUUACUCCCCGCCUUUGUGGAAGGCAAAUGGUUCGAAAAUCAGUGCAUAUGAAUCUUCUCCUUUGCUUCCCUGCAACCAUCAAUACAGUAAUCUGUCACCGCGGAUACGGUCGCAGGCAAUUGCGGAAGGCAGAAAGGAGCUGAUGGAGAUGAUUCAUAACAUGCCCGAGUGGAGUUAUGAACUCUCAUUGAAAGAUAUUGUCGACGAGCAACAAACACAGCAAGAGGUCAAGCAUGAGACAGUGAUUGAUGAGAGAAGUUGCUGUUUUGAGAAUGAAGGCGAAACCAAGAAACUGCAGAAGAAGAACAAGAAAAGGAGCAUCAAGUCGGCUGAGAUUUUGAGGAGUGAAAGCAUGGAGAAGGAAACAUUCUUAAUCAAGAUGUUCUUUCCAAUAUCUUUUUGUUCGAAAAAGAAAGCAAACGUCAGAAAUCGGGCCAAGGUUUCUCCAAGGUCAUCACUUGACAUAUCUGAGAAUCAACCUGAUAAAGAGCAGUGGAUCAGAAAGAGAUUUGUGGCAGGAGAGAAUAAACCGACUGUUGUCAAACAUUUCAGCUGCAGCAACAGUAGCACAAGCAGUGAACACAACAGUAGCACAAACAGGCAAGCUGAGAGCAAAUUUUCAUCUGGUUGCUGGCCCUUUUUUCACACCAAGACAAGCAAAACCCGGAGGCCGAGAGGAUGCAUCUUCUGAAUGAGAAUGCAACAUUAUUAUCAUCACAGUACACAUCAACUAGAAAUAAUAGCCAAGUGUCUUUAUUCCUUGCAUUCUCCUUCACCAGUGCUCUCCAAAGAUCAACGGUAAGUUCACUCGGCAAAUGACAACUAUUACAAUACUUUUUAAGGACCUAAAAUUGCUGUGUAUAACAUGCGAAUACCAUAUUGUAUUGGCUAGUCGAUGGAAUUUCAGUGUAAAAUUUAUUGCAGCACCACUCCAGUAACAAUUUCGAAGAUCGCAUUU